AUGCUGCCGGCCCGCCACGCUGACGGCACGGAGAGCAUGCUGCCGAACCCCGACACGGACGACACGCACGGUCGGCACGCUGUCGGGCCCCGACACGGACGCCACGCUCGACGCCAGCACGGACAGCAUGCUGCCGGACCCGGCUUGGACGCCACGCUCGACGCCAGCACGGACGGCAUGCUGCCGGACCCCGACACGGACGCCGCGCUGGACAACUGCACUGUCGGCACACUACUGGACCCGACGUGGACGCCACGCUGGACAACUGCACGACGGGCACGCUGCCAGACCCCGACGUGGACGCCAUGCUCGACGACUGCACUGCUGGACCUGACAUGGACGCCAUGCUCGACGACUGCACUGUUGGCAUACUGCCGGACUCCGCUCCUGGAUGACAGCACGCUCGGUGGAAUCCACCGCCGAGGGCGACUUGCUGCUCGACUCCCGCUCGACAACGACUCGGAGGGCCUGCUUACAAAGCCCAACGGGGGUGGCACGCUUGACGACCGCACGCACGGCAUGUUGGCGGACCCCGCCGCGGCGGACCUCCCCGCGGACGUCAUGCUAGUCGAUGGCAAGGCCCCCCCUGCUUAUUAG
Molecule: messenger RNA, 597 nt
Organism: Phytophthora sojae
Lineage: Eukaryota; Oomycota; Peronosporomycetes; Peronosporales; Peronosporaceae
Exons: 2
Coding region: 1-597 (198 amino acids)
Source: RefSeq, a predicted model, not a curated record